Molecule: messenger RNA, 1216 nt
Organism: Emiliania huxleyi CCMP1516
Lineage: Eukaryota; Haptophyta; Isochrysidales; Noelaerhabdaceae
Exons: 7
Coding region: 1-1044 (347 amino acids)
Biological process (GO): transcription elongation by RNA polymerase II
Cellular component (GO): Cdc73/Paf1 complex
Molecular function (GO): chromatin binding; RNA polymerase II complex binding
Source: RefSeq, a predicted model, not a curated record
AUGCCGCCACCGCCCGGUCCCGGCCAGCCUCCGUUUGGCCAGUCGCCCUUUUCUGACGCGUCGGUCGGGCUGCGCGCGUCAAGCUCGCUGCCGCCGCCGCCGCCCUCGCUAGCUCGGCCGGGAGGGGGCGGGCUAGCCGCCUCCUCCGCGGCGGUUCCGCCGCUCCUCGCCGCGCAGGCGGCUGCAGAUGGCCGACCUCCAGCGGAGAUGCAGGCCACCGCCAGCAGUGCUGCGGAGCUCCUCGCGCCCUACCGACUCACCAACCCGCUGCCGCCGCUGCCCGUCGACCCGAAGCUGCUGCACCACGCGCGCGACAAGGAGGCGCUGGAGGUGACGUGGCUGCGAAAGACUCCGUUGAUGGGCAACAACCUCUACGAGGCGGUCGGGUACGGCAAGCACGCAGGGCAGCAGAUCGAGCGCAAGGUGGCCGAGGGCGCGCGGCGCGAGUCGCGGGCGCUCGCCGUGAGCGGCGACGCCGACGAGCGGGGCCGCACGCUGCGCCAGAUCGUCGAGUCGAUCGAGCGCUCCUUCGACGACGCGGAGGCGCUGACGCAGCAGAGUGUCCGCCACCCGACGGACCCGUCCCUCACCGCCGUCUCGGUGCUGCCCGUCCUCCCGGACGCGGACUGCUGGCCGAACGUGUACGCCCUCGAGGCGGCGGGCGACAGUGCGCCCAAGUUCGCGCGCGGGCGCGUGAAGCGUGCACUCGUGCGCGGUCAUGCGACCGCGGAGGCGGCGGGCGAGGCGAAGCGGUCGUACGAGCUGGAGUGGGUGCGCGAGUACGAGUACAAGGCGAAGCCGAAGGCGGAGGGCGAGGCGUACUUCUUCGUCGUCGAGCCCGAGGCGGGCGAGGUACUCUACAACGAGAUCACGUCCGAGAUCUCGCUCGCGCGAAAGACCUUCCGCACGGUCGCGCAGCGGCCGUCCGAGGUGAUGCUCACGCGCCGGCUGCUGGACGAGGACGAGGAGGGCUACGAGGAGCGCGCGACGCGCCGCCAGAAGAUCUCGUCCGAGUCGACGCUGCUGCUCACGCAUCGGGGCUGAGGCUGGUGGGGGUGGGGGGGGCCGGCCGUCGGCCACGCGGCCCCGGCCCUUGGCCGUACGGCGUUCUGGGCUCCUGCGUAGUGGGGUGCACGGCACUGCACUUGCUGGUCCGCGCAUCCCAGUCGUCAGUUUUUGGUGCACACACAAUACUCCCACAUGAAAGUAAGAUCUU